AAAACUAGUUAGUGCGAUGCUAUUAAUUCAACUUUUAGAACCAAAGUAGAGGUUGCAUGUUUACGUUAGUUGGAAAACCAGAACUUCAGCUUCUUUUAUUGUUAUACUAGCUAACAAUGGUCUCUUUACACGGAAAGCACUCGACCGUUUAAUCGUCGCGAGUAUAAUACGAUAACGCCGCGGCACGUGGCAGAAACACUAGAAAACACAAUAAUUUUGGACGUAAUCCCCUUUUAUAAGUAUUGUCUCUUGUCUUGCUUGAUUGCUAACUCGCAGACCACAUACCAGCCUAUUUCGCAAGUUUCUUGUACCACGUGGUGGUCGAUAAAUUUUUAAUGCCGGGACAGUUUGCGGCCAAACUAACAUGGAGCCCAAUUCAUCUGGUCUCCAUUACUUUACGUCCAAUUUAUUAGCAGUUAAUCGCUAUCCGGGAGCGGAAUGCGAUUUCAUGACAGUUCCACCGAAAGGUAAAUUUUCCAUUGAGACGAGCAUAAAUCGAAUAACGAAUGGAAGACAAUUAAGCCCAAGUCGUUAUUGAAUAAUGUUAUUACGCUGACAGAAAUGGGUUAUUAACCUAUUGUUUCAAAAUACCCUAAGCACGAUUUAAUUGGCAGUCCAUGAAUCGCUUGGGCAAAUAAAUGUAGUUUCUUAAUUACUAAGAGUAGAUGAAACAAGAAUGUCAAAAUAUUGAACGCAGAUCUGUCACCUGUCCGUAGAAAUGUGAAUUUGUUUUACAUUACCUGGUCGCAACGCAGUGGGUUAUAUUAUAACUAGGCAAACGUUGCCCCAAAACUAAUAUCGUAGGCGAGAUUCAUUCGAAGAACAAACGAGGGAAUUCCGAAAUCGCCUCGUGAUCGCCAAGUUAAUCCGCGACUUUCUUGAUCAAAACUGCGUUUUCCAUUUGUGCAGCAAUUACUUAUCGCAAGAAGAGGACUUUUCUCUGCGCCAACAAUUUCUUUCAUCUAUCGCCCAAAAACGAGACAGAAACAGGAAUCAUUUUAAUUAAUCGCGGAGGGGAAACCGAGAAAGAUCUCCUUGCUUUCGUAAAUUUUUCGAAACGUAGGAACAAUGGCGAAAGCUGGUCUCUUUUCUCGAUCUCUUUAUGUUCAACGAAAGGUCCCUGUUUGAUUCGCUUUGUUCCCCUGUUCUAAGGCGAUGUUGCCAUCAACAGAUACUCUCUAAGUCUACUAACCAUGAAUCGAUUCCCCUCCAUAUACCCUAAAAAAUUAAUAAGAAACACUACAGUCUGGACAAUUAGCAAAAUCAAGAGCGGAAAAAGUGUUCCAACUGGCUCGCUUCUCGUUGUUUAACGACUUGUUUCAAUAUUUUCCUGUGCUGUCAUAGCCCAGAUAUUAGGUCGCCUUGUCAAGGAUUGUGAACGGAUACGCAAGUAUCAAAAAACACACACUUGUUUCGAAUGUGACAAUUACUGGGUAUUCUAGUCCAAUUAGCAUCGAGGAUGCCCACAAUUCUUGUCCUUCUGGUCAAUUGAUUUAGUAAUUAUUCAUACGUAAAACGUCAGCUUUGGAGAAAGUUGGAUAAAAUUUCCGAAAGCGGACUACCAGACGAUGAAUCUAUUUUUGUAUCGGGUGCGAUGCAUUCUUCUACAGUGGUAAACUCUUCGUAUCGGCCUGGUCAGGCGAACACGGUAAUUGUCAACAGGCUGUCCUCAUUGCCUGAGCUUUUUGCAUAGAUCAAUAAACCGGGCUAACUGGGAUAAUUAAUUUUGAAAGGGACAAAUGGAAUGAGUGUUCCUCUCUUUGUAACUGGGUGAGAUUAAACGUACAAUAUGCUUUGUUAUAACUGCGCUGUAUAAUUUCUUUUUAUUUUUAUUUUUUCUCAGCCCGGGGACAUGCUGGCUCGGGCGUAGCGAUCAAAGGACUCUCAUUAUCUCGCAAACAUUGUUUAGCGAUAGAAGGAAAGGCUGCUAGAUGGUAUAAAUAAGGAUGCCAGCUCGGGAGGCAGUGAGGUCAGUCGAGGCGGUUUAGACACAACCUGAGCAGCUGCUGUUCAUGUUGAUGUGUAGAGCAGAAAGGAAUUGGGUCGCACGUUCACAAGGCACCCACGCAAAAUGUUUACAGUCGCAUCAUUCGGUUUGUUAUUUCUGGCGCUGAUUGCUUCGUAUGUAUACGGUGAAUCAAACACAACCUUCGAUGGGUCCACCUACGUCACUUACUCGUACAGCGGAGAGCCGCGAACGUUUCCAGACGACAUCGUUGUUUUGUUUAAAACGAUCAAACCUUCUGGAGUGCUCUUCCACGCGACCAGUAGCGGAGGCGACUUCAUAACACUUGAGCUCCUGCGUGGAAAGAUCAGAUUUUCGAUGCUUGUGAGGGGUGUGGCCAAUCUGUUUAGCAAAAGCUUCUUUGGAAAAUCGGAUCUGGCGGAUAAUGAGUGGCAUCAAACUCAAAUAAAAAGAGGAAGCAGUACCACACUAAUCUUUUACAUUGACAUCUUGAAGUAUCCGAUUAACGUUCCCGGAUUUUAUUCCAAGCGUUACGCACAUCAGAUGUUUUAUCUAGGCGGUGUUGACAAUAGCUAUGCGCAGUCAAGACAUCCUCGUUUCAGGACAAAUCCCUUUCUCAGAUUUGAAGGUUGCCUUGACGACAACUUCGUAAAGGUUAACGGUCUAAAGCUUCUUUAUUUGGCCAGAAGAGGAAAUGCAACUGUACAUGGGAAAAAGAUUUCUAGCUGUAACGCUACCCCUGGAGGGUACAGUCCAAUUACCUUUCCAAAACCUGAGUCCUUUAUAAAAAUUAAUGCUGAUAACAAGAACACUGCCAAGUACAGCUUCAAAUUCCGCACAUACAACUCUAACGGAAUUUUGUUAAUUCAAAGAAUAACAAAAAGUAACGGCGCUGAAAUUUUCAUUUCACUGGAUUCUGGCAAGAUCAAAGUGGAAGUGAGUUUUGCGAGUAAAUCAACUCCUGUGACACUGAUCGGUGGGUCGGCCCUUGACGACGGAAUGUGGCAUCAUGUUGCUGUUAAUAUCAGUAUACAAAAUGUCAGGCUUGAAGUGGACUCUGAAUUGCUUUCCCAAAGCCAACGUUCCCUGGGCACGUUUCUCAGCAGUUCCGAGGUCUUUAUUGGAGCAAGUGACAAAGGUAGGCCUGGUUUUAUAGGAUGUAUUCGCGACCUUAUCGUACAGGGACAAAAAAUCAACUUUACAACUGUUACAUACAAAUCUCAGGUUAAGAUAUCCGAGUGCAGCCUUCACGACCUCUGUGUACCUAACCCGUGUCAAAACGGCGGCAGAUGCUCACAGCGUUAUAACCAAACCUCUUGCCACUGCUCGGAGACUGAUUUCGAGGGUGAAAAAUGCGAGAAGCCUUCGUUUUUCAUGCAGACAUGCGCUGAUUGGUGGGCAGCUGGUAAAACAAGUAACGGAUAUUACAAGGUAAACCCGCGCAGUUCGGACACUUUUUUAGUUUACUGCAACAUGACCAACGUAGAUGGACCUUCCACCGUUAUUUUUCACGCUCAAGACAGAAAACCCAUCAUUGCUGCUCAAAACAAGGUCGACGACAAAUCUUAUCGCCACGAAAUUUCCUAUGAGAACUCCAACGAGCAGAACAUCAAAGAUCUCAUAGCAACAAGCACGCACUGUAGACAAUAUCUUGAAUACAACUGCUACAACUCAGUCCUUUUUGAUUCACCCAACUCAUUCAAUCUUGAGUCGGGUCGCGGAGCACGCUGGGUGUCACGUGACGGAAAGACACAGGAUUACUGGUCAGGUGCCUCGCGUGGCAGUAUGAAAUGCGCAUGCGGGAUGAACGGAACAUGCGUAGACAGUUCCAAGGUGUGUAAUUGUGAUACCGUUAACAAUACCUGGCACGUGGAUGGUGGAUAUUUGACGGACUCAAGAAGUCUGCCCGUGAAAACAUUGCUAUUUAGCGUUGAUGGAACUAGCGUUAGAUCUAAUUAUGUCCUCGGCAGUCUUGAAUGUUAUGGCUCAGACACUAAAAGAACCUCAACAACUAACUUUCCAGUGACCGAAACGUCACCAAAGUCUCCAAGCACUAAAUCCACUAUAACGACAAGUGGGAAACAAACCGGUAAAAAACAAGACGGGACAUUAACUUCUACUCACCCUAGUGGAAAUGGUAAGCCUACCACAAAGAUUUCCAGUUCUUCAGAAACACGCACCCAAGCCACAGUCACACCAACGAACAACUCAGACCCGCCAGGCAUUGUAGUCAUCGAAUCACCACGAAAAUAUAUCACCAUACGUGAAAACGCCAAUCAAGAACUUGUGCUAAUCAUACUGAGUGUCAUACUAGCCGUCUUCAUCAUUGCAAUCGUCGUUCUUCUUAUAAAACAGAACUUAUUUUUUCCUUGCAAGUGCUUACAAGCGCCUUUGUAUCACGAUGUGCGCCAUAUGGACACCAUUGAGUUGGGUCCACCGAGCCCAAUGUACGGGGAGACUGAACCCGAGCCGAUUCUUCAGUUCGAGGCUAGUCCUUACCCAGCUAGGAAUUUCGAUAUUGGAAUGCACGACUGUCAUAUUUCGUCAUCGCCAGAGCUCUACAGUGAUGCCGAGACCGACAGGCUUGAUAUUAGCAUUGGUAGCUCUUCGUUGAACUCAGAAAAUGCUGAAAUGGAUAAAGACGUCCCUGAGAAAACAAUUGAAUACGAAGACCUUGACCUUGGCCUCAUCGAUGUAGUCACCAGCUUUCCCGCGCCAAAACAGCUCAGCACAGAGCAGCAGAUUAGGAAACUGAAAGAAGUUAUCUUUGACGUCCUGUCCGCCUCCGGUGACGUCAGAGCUAAUUAUAACGACAAGAAUGAAAGCCAUGUAGGUGCUAUCAAUCAAGAUAGAAAUCCACGCAACACCACGCAAAGCGAAUCAGCCGUAAAGGUUGACCAAUCAUCACAGCUAGCAGCAAAUGGACAAUUUGUAGAUUCGGACAACGAUUCUACCGCUACAAUUUCAGAAUUAGACUCAGAUCACGAACCCUUCGACGUAGAUCAGUGUACAAAAAAUAACUGCUGCGCUGAAGAGGAGGAUACGGAAACGGAGGCGUGCGAUGAAUCGUCUAAAGAAAGUACUCUCAAGACAUGGGAAACUGCAGGAAACAAAGAAAUCAACCGCGGCAACUGGCGCUCGUCUGAUCCUCAUGAUAAUUAUCUUUCUUUAGAUGUAAAUCACCUGGAACAUGAUACUCUCCAAAGGCAGCCAUUCAGUGGAGUGAAUUUGAAUGGCCACAGUUACAAUGAACAAAAUUCGUGUGACAAAGAUUCAAGGUCUCCACGGAAGGAGAAACAACUUCCCGCUAACUGCGAUGGAAGAAAUCGUGAACUGAGGCCACUAAAGGAAGACAAACGCAAGCACAGCUCGCCGCGUGCACGCUUAUUUUCCCGCCAAAAAAGCGAAGAGGAGGCGCUGCUGUCCUCGACGCAAGCCGGUGGACUGGAGAGAGCCAGUCGCUUUUCAGAUAGCGAUCAAAGUCAUUAUAGCGGCAUUUCAAAUGCAUCCUGCCGGCAAGGACAUCAGCAACAGUCUGCUUCAGCUAGCAAAAACCAGUCUGAAAAUCAAUUUAAAGAUCGCAAUAACGUCAGUGUUAAGGUCAUUCCACUGAAGCAAUCGCAUUCGCAGAAAUAUGAAACUGAACUUUAGCUUUUAUAACAUUGCUACAUUGCUGAAAAUUCUAUAGUCUAUAAAUGUAUUGAAUUUUUACAACAACUCAGUGGAAUACAUUGUAUACUAGACCAGACUUUUUGCGAUUAACAUCAAAAGAUUUUCAAAAAAGGAUGUAUAUAAAUCUAUUAAACUGGUAAGAUUAUAAUAAAAUAAAUUUUAAUAAAGUAGUCUAUAUACAGAAGCUUGUUUAUUUACAAUCAUAAACUAAAAGGUCAUUGGUAUUGUAAAAUUUAGACGUAAAAGUACUCGAGAAAUCGUUUGUUAAAAAAGUUUUAUAAAGUAAAGUUUCGUUUAAAGUGAAAUAAAUACUUAAAUGUGAAUAACCCUUGCGUGGCAUUCAAGAUCCCUGACAUGAUCCCGACUUUUCGAAUCUCUAAGGGAAAGUUCGAGUACGAGUCGGCUAGUUCGAGAA
Messenger RNA from Orbicella faveolata, 6053 nucleotides. RefSeq lists its product as uncharacterized. NCBI's taxonomy places the organism in Eukaryota, Metazoa, Cnidaria, Anthozoa, Scleractinia, Merulinidae. The record is from RefSeq and is a predicted model, not a curated record.